AUGAAGCUCAAUCCGACCAAAUGCGCUUUCGGCGUUUCCUCCGAGAAGUUCUUGGGAUUUAUGGUCUCACAAAGAGGAAUCGAGGCGAAUCCCGAGAAGCAAGUGCGAGGAAGCCUUCGGGAAGCUAAAAGAAUAUCUGACCAAUCCGCCACUCUUGAGCCCCCCCGGCGAAGGGGAAUACUAUAUCUCUACCUAGAAGUAUCUCCCUCGGUAGUCAGCUCAGCAUUGGUCCGAGAAGACUCAGGUAUCCAACAACCAGUUUAUUUUACCAGCAAAGCACUCCAUGGAGCCAAAGAGAGAUUGGUGAACUGGUCGGUAGAGCUGGGGCAAUUCGACAUAGAAUUCCAUCCUCGAACUUCUAUCAAGGGUCAGGUCCUAGCUGACUUCCUCCUGGAAUUCAGUAAUACACCCGAGAGCGAAGAACUGCCCAAGAAGAAGACUUGGGUAGCAUAUGUAGACGGUUCCUCAGCUAACCGGAAGAGUGGAGUCGGUGUCACUCUGGCAAGCCCAGAUGGAGAAAGUUUUCGGUACACAAUCAAGCUAGAUUUUGUGACCACCAACAAUGAAGCGGAGUAUGAGGCCGUGUUGGCCGGGCUUUCCAUAGCCUGGGAGAUGGGAGCAAAGAACGUAGAAGUCAGAAGCGAUUCUCAGGUGGUAGUAAGCCAUGUGCAGGGACUUGUAGAGGCCCAAGGAGAAAAAAUGAUUCAAUAUCUCGACAAGGUACGUGAAUAUCAGUCUAACUUUGACAGAACCGUCAUGACAAAAGUUCCUCGGGAGGAAAAUGUCCAGGCUUAUGCUUUCUCCAAAAUGGGCUCUGGAACCGGGCCCGUCAUCAAAACAUCUACACGGGAGGUGGUAAUACAGACCGAACCUUCAAUCCUCCCGAAGCUUGAUAUGGUGGAGGUCGAAGAAAGAUCAGACGAUCCCGAAUGGGCCACUGAUGUUGUUCGGUACCUCCGCAGUGGAUCUUUACCCGAGGACAAGCUGCUGUCUCGUAAGGUGAAAAUGCACUCAGCUCGGUACAUGCUUAUCGGAGGAUUACUUUACCAAAGAGGAUAUACCGAACCACUUCUCAAGUGUCUCACGAACUCUGAGGCAGAAUAUGUGCUAAAAGAAAUACACGAGGGGGUCUGCGGGAACCAUUCAGGCUCUUGA
Messenger RNA from Alnus glutinosa, 1155 nucleotides. RefSeq lists its product as uncharacterized. NCBI's taxonomy places the organism in Eukaryota, Viridiplantae, Streptophyta, Magnoliopsida, Fagales, Betulaceae. The record is from RefSeq and is a predicted model, not a curated record. Gene Ontology annotation, molecular function: nucleic acid binding; RNA-DNA hybrid ribonuclease activity. The transcript is spliced from 3 exons. The coding region runs from base 1 to 1155 and encodes 384 amino acids.